UCCUGGAAUGUGAUUUUAUUUUACAAGAAAAGUGCCUCUACAUAAACACCAACGAAACAGUGCAAUUUAGAGAAAUAAUAAAUUUAUUGAUAAAAUUGAAUCCUAAUUCGAAAUCUGUCAUAUUUUCUGAUGUAAAAUAUUUUGGCGACAACAAAUUUUUAACCGAUAUGAAAAAUAUUUUCGUCUUCGCGAAUUCUAUACAAGAUUUGAAACAAGUUUUGAUAAUUAUAUCAGAAUCUUCUAUAUGGGAUAGUAGAACGAAAUUUUAUUUCUUUUUGAAUCAUCAAAUUAAAAUAAAUAGAAAAUUACUGUCAUCUAUUUGGAAUAGAAAAAUUAUUAAUUUUGUCGUUUUGUCAAUUCUCAAUAACGAUUUGUAUACAUUCAACGGUUUUUCAAAUAAAAUAACAAAAAUCACCGAGAAAUUUUGUGAAAACAUGUUUUUAGAUAAAAUUAAAAAUUUACAUAAACAUAGUAUACAGGCUGUCUCACAAGCGGCGAUACCUUACACGGCUUAUUACAACAACCAGUGGACAGGUUUAGAGUGGAUCGUAUUCAAAAUGUUUAUUUCUCAUAUAAAUGCCUCUAUGGAACGUAUAAUUACAAACGAUUAUAACGAAUCUGCUCAAUUAAUACAAAAAAAUAAAGGAGAUGUACUCGUCUUAAGGAUUUUUCAGUUGUUAUAUUACGAUAAAGUGGACUUUUCGUAUCCAGUGGAAUUUGCUAAUAGAGUUAUCAUGGUACCAAAACCAGAAAUCCUUCCACUUUACAUAAGUAUUACAACUUAAAACUGAAGGAGAAGAUGGCGUUGUUCAAGAAAAUAACAGUAGAGAUACCGUUAUUUUUUUGUUUUGUUAAUUUUUUACUUACGAGUUCAGUUUUGACGAAUCUCAUUGUAUAUAGAACAUGUUACAUCUUAUUGGAAUUUAAUAGAACGCGAUGUGCAGAACUCGGUAACCACGUUAACCAGGAUACCGAACAUUUAGAAAAAUUGGUCGAACCUACAGCCGAUAUAAUAAUAAUGAUAAAAUCAUUAGUAGAAUCAUUAUUUCCGAUUUUCGUUUGUAUGUUUGCUGGUCCGUGGUCGGAUAAACACGGAAGAAAACCCAUAUUACUGAUGACUUUAAUUGGUAUGACGUGUGGUUCUAUAUUGAUGAUCGUAUUCAGUUUUUUUGAAUAUCUAUCACCUUGGUACGUUUUAUUUACUUCAGUACCGUCUAUGUUGACUGGAAGUUCUACAACUUAUUUCGCUGUAACUUUGUCAUAUCUUUCGGAUAUAUCUACCGACGAAACGAGAGCCAUGAGAAUGGUGUUCUACGAAGUAGCCCUUGCUUGUGGGGUGCUUAUAGGAAGUGUUUCGAGUUCUUAUAUAUUCUAUGCGUCAAAUUAUCAAACUAUUUUUGGUAUAGGAAGCUGUUGUAUGAUAAUUAGUUGUUUAUACGUUUUUUUCUUUAUACCUGAAUCAUUAGAAAGUAAGAAAUUGAAUUCUCAAGAUUCUACAACAGAAGUAGAAAGUCGAAGGGUGCGAUUAGUUUACAUCGCGGAUGUAAUUCGAACGGCGUUUAAGAAACGAGAAAACUAUAAAAGGGCGUUAAUUAUAUUGAGUAUCGCUUCAAUAAUAAUAAUAACUUUCGCUACAGGAGGAGAUUAUUCUAUUCAGUUUAUAUUCCUGAGAGGGAAGCUUAAUUGGAAUUUAAGAAAAUACACUUUAUUCAGUAGCGCUUAUCACGCUUGUUGGGUAAUAGGAACGAUGUGUGGGACGUUCAUUUUGCAAAAAAAAUUGAAGAUCAGAGAAUUCGUUUUGGCUCUGGUAGGAUUAUCGUCCCUUCUGAGUUGCGUAAUCCUGCAAUUAUUCGCCACAAGUGAUAUUUUUAUUUAUAUAGGCGGCGUUACAAAAUGUUUGGGUGGAAUGGUGGCCCCCAUGCUGCGAUCUCAAGUAUCCCGAUUAGUUUCAGUGGACGAAGCAGGCAAAAUAUUUUCCAUAACAGUCGCAGGUGGAGCACUUAUAUCAUUAGGAGCAUCACCUUUAUAUACAGCAAUUUAUAAUGCUACAAUUAAUAUUGAUGCCGCCCUGUUUAAUAUUCUCACUAUAGUACUUAUAGGAGCAGCAAUUGUUUUAGUACUGAUUGCAAUAUUAUUGGAAAAUAUAUCUAAUUCCAGUACCCAGCAAAACGAAACACACACUAUUAUUGAAAAUGAAGCAGAUAGUGAAAAUUCAACACAGUGACGCAAUUUAAUUUUUUCAAUCCAGAUGUAUAUAAUUUGUAAAAAAAUAUAAGUACCUGCGUAAUUAA
Diorhabda carinulata is the source of this 2291-nucleotide messenger RNA. Its product is annotated as proton-coupled folate transporter-like. The record is from RefSeq and is a predicted model, not a curated record. The transcript is spliced from 9 exons. Bases 800 to 2224 code for a protein of 474 amino acids. Lineage: Eukaryota; Metazoa; Arthropoda; Insecta; Coleoptera; Chrysomelidae. Gene Ontology annotation, cellular component: membrane. Gene Ontology annotation, biological process: transmembrane transport. Gene Ontology annotation, molecular function: transmembrane transporter activity.